This is a messenger RNA of Girardinichthys multiradiatus, 1674 nucleotides long. It is a transcript of the gene orai1b, whose product is annotated as ORAI calcium release-activated calcium modulator 1b. Gene Ontology annotation, biological process: store-operated calcium entry. Gene Ontology annotation, molecular function: store-operated calcium channel activity. The record is from RefSeq and is a predicted model, not a curated record. The transcript has 2 exons. NCBI's taxonomy places the organism in Eukaryota, Metazoa, Chordata, Actinopteri, Cyprinodontiformes, Goodeidae. Bases 196 to 867 code for a protein of 223 amino acids. Gene Ontology annotation, cellular component: membrane.
AUUGUGGGUAAUAUAAGGUGCAAAGCAGAUCAGCACGCUGAGGACUGUGGGUGGAAAAAAUAGCUUCCGCAGUUCCAGUCAUCAGGCGAGCCUAAAUGCUUUCUGAGGGGACGUAGUUGGACGCUCUUUUCUGUCUUGUGGCGCAAGGGUUCCAAACAGUUGCGCUGCUCUGCCGGUGUUGAAAACUAGCGCAACAUGAGUCUAAACGAGCAUUCACUGCAAGCCCUGUCCUGGAGGAAGCUGUAUCUGAGUCGAGCCAAACUGAAAGCUUCGAGUCGGACAUCAGCUUUGCUUUCCGGGUUUGCUAUGGUUGCUAUGGUGGAAGUGCAACUGGACAACAGUUAUCCAUACCCACCUGCUCUCCUGAUCGCCUUCAGUGCCUGCACCACUGUGCUUGUUGCUGUUCACCUGUUUGCUCUGAUGGUCAGCACCUGCAUUCUGCCAAACAUAGAGGCCGUCAGCAACGUGCACAACCUCAACUCUGUGAAGGAGUCUCCACAUGAGCGGAUGCACAGACACAUUGAGCUGGCGUGGGCUUUUUCAACUGUCAUUGGCACUUUACUCUUCCUCGCUGAGGUGGUUCUGCUCUGCUGGGUCAAAUUUUUGCCCAUUAAGCCCGACAAAUCCAGCAACAAUACAGUCUCCUCUGGUGUGGCUGCUGCUAUUACCUCAACCUCCAUUAUGGUCCCCUUUGGGUUAAUCUUCAUAGUCUUUGCUGUGCAUUUUUAUCGCUCGUUGGUCAGCCACAAGACUGACAGACAGUUCCAGGAGCUCGAGGAGCUGUCUAAUCUCACCAGGCUUCAAAACGAGCUCGACAACAGGGGGGAAUCUUCCAUUUUACAAUCGCCAAGCUCACAGUUCCCAUAGACAAAUAUGCAUAUGCAUCUGUUUUGGAACUCCUUGAGAAGGCAACAUCUUGGACUUCAAUUUUUACAAGAAAGAAGAUCUCUUGCCAUUUGAAAUUUACUUUUGAGUUUAUAUUUUUUUAGAAGACACAUUUGAUCUUACUGUGAACUCAUGAAGGUACCAUAAUGCAUGUAGACCUUAAUAGGAUUGUAUCACUCAUUAGAGAUGCGCACAUCACACAUUUUCUGGCUAAACCCCAUAUCAAGUUUUUUUUUUUUAUGUUUGACCUGCUGAGUUUAAUGUUUUGUUUAUUUUUGCUCAAAAGAAUAUAAAAUAAGAGUAAAAAACAUGCUGCAGCUUCCUUGGUUGAGGUUGUAGCGCUGAAGUAAACUGGAAAUCAAGGAAUUACAUGUUGUACAUGUUGUUGGUUGUUGUGUUUUUAGACCAAAAGUGGUGUGAGCUCUAAAUUCAAUGCAUUUAAUUUACAGGAAGGAAAACAAUGAGAUUUAUUGACCUGUUAAUCACAGAUCAGAGCCUGUCAAGGUGUAAUUGGUUAACUGAUGCCUCUUUAUGCAUUACGGCAGACAUCUCAUCCUUGGACUAAUUUCUGUUACCUGCUGCAUUUUAUUUAUCUUUCAGCUUAGCACAUGUUUCUUGAGUAUUGCACUGCUGUGUUUGUGAAGCACAGCCUUUUAACUUUUUGUGUGUUUAAAAGAAUCUAUUGUCACUGUAUUUCAACUGUUUUCUGUAUGUGUUGACUAAUGAACUGCCAACCUUACAGUAUUAGAGUGCUGAUGUCUGUUGUUUUAUUAAACGGUUUUUAACGAA